AUGAGUGACGCCGGAACUACGGCGAAGGCGACCGGCGGGGGACCCCCCCGCCUGCUCAAAUCCCUCAUCUUCAUCGCCUGGACGGCCGUGGCGAACGCCCAGCGAUUGGGGGCGCCCUGGGCGCGGCGCGUCGCUCUCGCCGCCCCAUCUCGGGUCGCGGCCGGCGUCGACUGCUCGUCCUGGGACGGCGACCAUGUCGGAUGCUCUGGGUGUGUGACGAGCGGCGAGUGCGUCUACAAUGAGCGGACCUCCCUCUGCGAGACCGUGGCGGACACGGAGAAGUGCCCCGCCGGCGACUUCGGGCCCACGGGCGGCGAGGAGUGCGACUACGAGGACCUCAAGUGCGAGAUGUUUAGCGACGAGUGCUUGGGGUGCGCGGACGAGUGCUCGGACGGCGGCUUUGAACGGUGCGACGACGUCCUCGCGAUCUGCGGCAUCGGGAAGGACCUCGGCGAACAUCACGAGGACGCGAUCGAGAAGAUCGAAGAAGAGGUCGAGGAGCUCGGGGGCGACGCAAAGCACCCCUGCGCGGCCACGCCCUGCCUCGAGGGCAAGUUCAAGAAGUGCGCGAUGGCCGUCGAGGCGUGGUGCGCGCCCGUCGCGACGGGCGGCAUCUUCCCGAACGGCGAACCGGAGGUCGCGCCCGCGACGACGUGCACCGCCGAGGGCUGCUCGGCGUUCAUGAAGAACUUGCGCGCGAACGCCGUCGACGACGUUGACUACGGCGGCGAGUGCCCCUACGCCGGCGGCGUCUGCGACGACGCCGCGUGCUCCGGGGACGUCGCGCUCGGCGCCGUGACCGUCAGCGAGGACUGCGGCGAGCGGUCCGUCGUCGAGCAGGACAUGGCCGAGUACCUGCGGCGCUUCGCCGAAGGCGAGGCGCCGGGGUCGGACGUCCACACCUACUGGCUCGACGCGCUCACCGAGCGCUGCCUCGCGCGGAGCGCGCACGACGGCCUCACUCUGCCGCGGGCCUCGGACCGGCUCGCGCGCGACGUCGGCCCCGCGCUGACGGGCGACUGCGCCGCGGGCGCCUGCGAGGACUCGACGUGCCCCCUCGGCGCGUCGUUCGUCGAGGGCGGCGCGGACGUGGCCGUGACGUGCGCCGUCGUCGGCGAGCGGCGCUGGUGCGCGCAGGCCGAGCUCAACGCCGUCGUCGACGUCAAAGCGACGUGCCCCUGGACCUGCGACGCGGCCUGCGGCAACGGCGACGCGUCGCUCUCGGUCGAGGACGAGCACCGCGCGGCCGUCGGCGCGUGCGCGGCCGUCGUCGUCGGCGCGUGCGCGACGGACGACGCGGACGACGCGUGCGCGCCGCCGGCGACCUGCGACUGCGAGGGGCAGGGCUACACGGGCUGCCCCUGCGAGGCCGAGGGCUGCGCGGCCGUCGACGCCGCGCCCCUCUGCGACCGGGCGCUCUGCGCGCCGUUCAAGGCCGAGGUCGUCCGCGCGGUCGAGGCCGCGGGCGGCGUCCAGCCCGUCGACGAGCACUGGCUGCGCGGCGCCGUCGCGCCGGGCACGUUCGCGGCCCACGGCGAGCCCUGGACCAUGCCGGACUUCGACGCGCUGGCCGCGUCCGACGCCGGGACGGCCUGCGGCGCGCUCGCGCGGUCCGUCUACGACUGCGUCGAAACGACGGCGGCCUUCUGCAACGAGAUCGACUGGGAGGACGAGGCCUGCGGCCGCGCGUCGACGUGCGGCGACGGCCUGCUGACCUGGGGCGAGGACUGCGACGACGGCGCGCACUUCGAGGCCCAGGACGGCUGCGUGGGCUGCCGGAGGGACCCGCGGAAGGCGUGCGCCGUCGCCGGCGAGGCCUGCGCGACGUGCGUGCGGCCCGACGCCUGCGACGGCGCCGGGUCCUGCCCCUUCUGCUCCCUCGUCGCGGCGGCGUUCCACGAGGCGCACCCGGACGCGGCGAGCCCCUGCGACCCGGCGAGCCCCUGCGUCGGCGGCCGCGUCGUCGACCUCGAGACGGCGCGCGCGUGCGACGCGCGCGUCGACGCGUGGUGCGCCGCGCUCGACGCCUUCGGCGCGAGCGACCCGGCCUGCGGCAUCUACGAGCGCAAGGCGGCGACCUACGCGACGCCCCGGGUCGUCGGCGGCAACUGCAGCUACUUCGUGCGGUCCGUCGACGUCGUCGCGCCGGGCAUGGACGCCGUGUCCGUGCUCGUCGUCGAGUGCGAGUUCGCGCGCGAGGAGCUGCCCGGCGAGGACGCAACGCCCCUCGCGGCGCGGGCGCACCCCUACUGCGGCAUGGAGGCGGCCGACAAGCGCGCGCUCGACGGCUCCGUGCGCGCGAAGCUCUCGGGGCUCCUCGGCGGCGCGCGGGCCGACCCCUGCGAGCUCGCGCGCCUCGACGGCGUCGACCUCGCCGAGACCUACGCGCUCGCGGACGUCGGCAUCUACGAGGGCUCGGGCGGGGGCAAGCGGGCGCUCGCGGACCCGCGGUCGCCGACGGCGCGCGUCUUCACUUCGGAGGGGCGCUUCAGUCAGUCCGACUGCGCCGCCGACGAGGACUAUGACUUCGACGGCGACGGCGUCGCGCUCGCCACGCUCACGCCGUGCGUCGACCCCUUCCAGGAGGCCGCGCGCGCGGCGGCGUCCUACCUCAAGUGGAAGGCGACGCACGAGGCCGACAAGGACCCGCGCUUCGCCUCCUUCGCGGACCUGGACGUCGACGGCCUCCCCGCGUGCGCCGCGGCCGACGUCCGCGGGAGCGCGUACGUCGGCGUCCGCGUGCUCGGCGCGGUGAAGGGCGGGCAGCUCGACGACGGCGCGGACGAGUCGCGAGCGCUCCUCGACGCGCUCGCGGCGGGCGACGCCACGCUCUCCUUCGGGCGGCGGCUCGUCCAGGCCGACGUCGGCUGCGUCGACGAGACGUGCGCCUACGGCGUCGAGCGCUGCACGGCGCUCGGCCUCGCGCCGUCGACGCGCGUCGCGUCGGACGCGACCCGCUUCUCCGCGAAGAUGGCGGACCUCGUCGCGAGCAUCAAGGAUCUCGUCGGCGCGGGGACCAAGGCCGACUACGCGGCGCGCGCGUUCGCCGUCGAGGCGCUCGGCGCGUCGUCGGCGAUCCACGACGCCCGGGCGCUCGCGACGCGCGUGCUGCGCACGACGACGGAGACGGUCUACCUCUACGACCAGGAGGACUACUGCGAGCACGCCGAGUUCGUCCUCGGCGAGCGGAACGAGGCCUGGGAGGAGGACCCGUGCUGCAACCCCAUCCGCCGCUACGAGCAGUGCUGCGAGCGCAAGGACGUGGAGGCGGGGAAGCGCGUCGUCGUCGAGGGCGUCGACGAGGACGUCGCGCGCGACGAGUGCACGGCGUCCGUCGUCGACCGCGUCGCGCACAUCCAGCGGUCCCUCGCGGAGUCGGCGACGUGCCGCGAGAAGCUCGACGUGAGCGACGACUUCGACCGCGACUACGACCAGUUCUGGAAGUUCAAGGACGAGUGCCUGGCCAAGGUCGCGCGCGACACGCUGACGCCCUGCACGGACACGCGCGUCUGCCCCUGCGCCUACUCCAAGUGCGUCCAGAUGGAGGACGACUUCGCGGGCUGCGUGACCGCCAGCGACGACUACGUCAAGUGCGAGGCCGAGUGCCUCCGCGGGGCCAUGGACCCCCUCGCGAAGCGCUUCCUCUACGAGGACUGGGGCAUCGACCCGGGCUUCGGCGCGGACGCCGAAUUCGACGGCAAGUUCUCGCACAAGAUCGGCGAGGGCGUCUGCGUCGAGAGCGGCGACAGCGGCGAGUACUUCGUGCACGACGCGCCCCCGAUCGGCUUCCCUGUGAGCCGCGAGGUCUGCGACGCCGACUGCCAGCUCGAGGAGGCCUGCACGGAGAACGAGUACGAGGAAGCGCUCCGCGACAAGAUCUGCCCGAAGGCGCGCGAGCCGUCGGAGAACGCCGGCUGGGGCGGGACCAUCGACGGCGAGGGCCGCAAGCUGUCGGCGGCGGCCCCGAAGGCGCGCAGGCUGGCGGCCCCGAAGGCGCGCAAGCUGCCGGCGGCGGCCCCGAUGGCGCGGAGGCUGGAGGAGGUCGUCGUCGAAUGGAAGACUGAGAUGGAUGAGUCCGACAUCUUCUUCGAGCAAGGCCAGACCCUAACGUUCGAGUGGGUUGGCAAUCACGACCUGUGGCUGUUCCCGAACGAGGAAGCCUACAACCAGUGCGAUUUCGAAGGCGAAUACGAUGGCGAACGCGCGAUCUUCCUCGAAGGCGAAUACGAGAGCGAACAGUCGAUCUUCUUCGCCGAGGUGUCGGGCCAGCAGAUGCAGGAGUGGGGGGUUCUCGAUGAUGAAGGUGAUCGCGUCGCCUACUUUGGAUGUUCGGUCGGCCGGCACUGCGCCAACCAAGAUAUGAAGGUCAAGGUGACGUACUACUCCGGCGGCGAGGACGGGGACGACUAUGGUUCAUACAACUACGGCGACGACGGCGGCGCCGCGCUCUGCGACUGGGCGAACGACGGAACGCUGUGCGCGGACAACGGCGGCGACUUCUACGAGGACCCGAACGACGCCGACAAGACUUCGUGCACGUUCGGUCCCGAUGCGACCAAGGGCCGGACGCUCGCGUGCGCGGCCUUCGACAAGUGCGAGGAGGACGCGCGGCGCAAGUGCGAGGACCGCCAGGCCUGCCAGCAGGCCGACGGCGUCUGGGUCGCGUCCGCGGGGCCGGAGGGGCGCUGCUGCGCGGGCCACGUCGUCACGGAGGAGGGCGGCGAAAAGGUCUGCACGGCGACGCCGCCGGGGCUCCCCGACAGCGACAGCCUCCGCGACAAGACGUGCUGCCAGGCCAACGGCGCGACGUGGCGCUCGACGGUCGACGGCGGCGAGUGCUGCUACGGCGAGUUCGAGCGGCGGAGCUUCGUCGGGGUCGAGGAGGUCGUCUGGGAGUGCCAGGACGAGGUCUGGAUGGACUGCGAAGACACGGGCUGCGAUCGCAGCGCGUGCGACGCGUGCUCCGCGAAGUACGACUCGUGCUGCGAGCUCAAGGAAUUCACCGUCAACGCGACGGCGUGCCUCGAGGAGGAGCGGUGCAACGACCGCUGGCACUGCGGCGACCCCGCGGAGGGGAACGCGUGCAGCGCCGACGCCUGCUACGUCGAGAACGACCCGGGCUGGUGCGGCACGUGCUGGGGCACGCAGUGCUUCAAGGAGUCGCGGCGGUCCACCUGCACCAUAAACUAUGAAGACGCAACAAAGGAGGAGGUCGAGGCCGAGUGCGCCAAGCUGGGCGACACGGCGUGGGUCGAUUUCCGGAACCGCGACACGGCGUGGGACGGGGGCGCGCUGGUGUGCCACCUGCCCGUCGACGGCGACGCCGCGGACCCGGUCACCGACUGCUUCGCGAGGCUGACAGAAUCGGACGUGGCCGUCGUCGAGAAAUAUUGCUUCGACGACAGGGACGCGCGCGGCGUCGAGGACUACCCGGACGACGCGAUUCCCGCGGUCAACUGGCUCGGCACCGAGUGCAUCAUCGGAUGCUAUUACGAGCAGCAGCAAAGCGACGAAGAUUCGGAGGAGAGGUGUCGCCAUCUCGGCAACAAGCUGAACGCGGACUUACACGACUGGGGGCUCGAGGAUAUGCGCGUCAACGCCCGGGGCGAGCCCUUGUGCUUCCUCCGGUACGCCACGGAGGACCAGUGCGAUGACGUCGACAAGAAGCUGAAAGACAAGAAUCUGGGCGGCGCGUGGUACAACGGCGGCAGCCUCUGGUUCGAGCCCGGCCGGCUGAAGACGCAGGCCGAGUGCGACGAGGGCUGGUGCACGGGCAUCCCGCUGAAGCUCGAGGGCCAGAUCAUCAAGGACUUCGUGGAGGGCGGCUACACUCGCGCGCAGUGCGAGGGCUUCGCCGACGGCACUCAGGACGACGCGAGCCGCUUCUACAGCUGCUCGACGACGUGCUACUCGUGCGUCGCCAAGGUCGAAGCCGAAGAGGACGAGGAGGACGAGGAGGACUUCCGCCGGCGCCUCUUCCGAAAGCGCCUCGACGAGGAGGACGAGGUCGACGACGCGUGGCACCCGUGCCACGACGUGACGACGAAGGCCGCCUGCGGCGCGGCGACGCGCGAGCACGAAGGCGUCACCUCGGCAUGCGCCUGGGAGCGGUCGACGUUCUGCGAGGACGAGGCGUCGUGCCUCGCCGCGGGCGAGUGCGUCGGCGGCUACGAGCACGAACGCGUCGGCGUCCGGAACGAGUGCAAGGACAAGGACUGGACCCACGGCGACCUCUGUUACUACUACGACGAGCAGACGCGGCGGACCGCCGAGUGCGGCGACUGCGAGUGGGACGUGCCCGGCGUCUGCGUCGACGCGUCCAAGGCCCGCGACGAGUGCGCGAGUUAUGAUCACGAGCACCCCUACGGCUGCCGCAUGGUCGACGGCGCGAUCCACACGCGGGAGGCGUGCGCGGACGCCGGCGGCGAGUGGUUCCUGCCGGCGACGACGAAGGCCGAGUGCCUCGCGUUCCUCGGCUGCGAGGAGACGUUCGGCCACGAGGUGACGUCCAAGAGCGAGGCCGAGUGCGACAAGUGCGGCGGCGUCUACGGCCCGCGCUACGCGUGGGCCGACGGCCUCUGGACGCCGCCCGUCGUCCGCGACCUCGCGUGGUUCCCGCGGACGGAGAUGACGCCGGCGAGGCUCGUGCAGAAGCGGGCGACGGAGCGGCGGCUCGACGAGCAGCUCCGGGGGCCCAUGAUGCGCGCCUUCGUCCAGCGGCGCGUCGUCGAGAAGUUCCUCAAGUACUCCAUGUGGCUCGACGUCGUCCUCGACCUCCUCUGCCGCUGCGGCUCCGCGGGCGCCGACGUCUGCGAGACCCGCGCCGCCGGCGGCGGCGUCGCGGCGACGGCGACGGGCUUCUGCGACGAGCUCCGGCCGCUGAGCCUCGGCUGCGCCGACGCCGUCCUCGAGAAGUCCUGCGGCGGCGGCGGCGGCGGCGGCCGGCGCCUCGCGAGCGGCGGCGCCGUGGACCUCACGUUCGCGCCGUUCUCCGCGGGCGACUUCCCCGGCGUCGCGAAGCUCGCGGGCGCCGGCUGCCACGACGACGCGGCGUCCGUCGACGCGCUCGCCGUAUUCGACGCGCGCGGGCUCGUCGUCGCGCAGCUCCUCGGCGACGGCAUGACCGUCGACGCCGGCGGCGCGGCCUUCGACGCGCUCAAGUACGGGCUGCCGGUGGCGGGCGGCUUCAACCGCCGCGCGGACCUCUUCCCCGCGCUGGCGGUGAUGCGGUGGGACCCGGCGUCGGGGACGCACGCGUUCCUCGACGACGAGGCCCACCAGGUGCGCGCGUCGGGAUCGAAGCACGCCUUCGAGCUCCGCGCCGCGGGCACGUACUUCCCCGUCGCGCGCGUCGCCGACGCGUUCCUCGACGGCGCUAGGACCGUCGCGUGCCCGGCCUGCGACCACGGCGUCUGCGUCGUCGCCGCGGGCGGCGCCGCGUCGUGCCUCUGCCACUGCGGCUACUCCGGGGCGCUCUGCGCCGACGGCUGCCCGAACGGCUGCUCGGGCAGCGGCGAGUGCGUCGACGGCGCGUGCGCCUGCGGCGCCGCGCGGACGGGCGACGACUGCUCCGUCGUCGACUGCCCCGUCGUCGGCGGCAAGCCCUGCUCGGGCAACGGCUCGUGCCGGUCCAACGGCGCCUGCGAGUGCGACGGCGAACACAAGCACGGCGACCUCGACGCCUGCGAGCUGCCCAUGUUCGCGGCGCGUCCGGACGACGUCGCCGCGGGCGCGAGCGGCUACGAAUCGUUCCCGGCGCCGAACCCGGAGACGGCCUACGACGGCCUCGGCGGCGACGGUUUCCGCUUUCCGUCGCCGUCGUCCGCGCCCGCGACCACGUCCACGACGACCACGACGCGGCCUCCUACGCCCGCCCCCACGACCACGACGACCACGACGCGGCCUCCUACGCCCGCCCCCACGACCACGACCACGACGCCCGCGACGACGACGACCGAGCCGCCCAAGGCGUGCGAGGACCGGUCCACCGAGAAGUCGUGCGACAAGGACGCGGCCUGCAAGUGGAAGGCCGGCCAGGGCAAGUGCGUCGACGACAGCGGCGCGACGACGCCGCCGGCGACCACGACGGCGCCCGUGCAGACGCAGCCCGUCGGCGACAGCGGCGAGUUCGGCCAAGGUGACGGUGAUUUCACGGAAGGCGGCGCAGGCACGUGCGCCGACAACACGAAGAAGGACUCGUGCAAGGACGCGGGCUGCACGUGGGACGGGAAGUCCUCCCCGAAAUGCCAGCCCGGCGGGUCCGGCGGCGAGGGCGAGGAUGAGGCCGAGGCCGAGGCCGUCAAAGCCCCGAAGUGCAAGAAACUCAAGACCAAGGAUGAGUGCAAGGCGAACAAGAAGACGUGCGAGUGGACGAAGGACAAGUGCAAGGACAAGCCGUCCGGCGGGUCCGGCGGCGAGGGCGAGGAUGAGGCCGAGGCCGAGGCCGAGGCCGUCAAAGCCCCGAAGUGCAAGAAACUCAAGACCAAGGAUGAGUGCAAGGCGAACAAGAAGACGUGCGAGUGGACGAAGGACAAGUGCAAGGACAAGCCGUCCGGGUCCGGCGGCGAGGGCGAGGAUGAGGCCGAGGCCGAGGCCGUCAAAGCCCCGAAGUGCAAGAAACUCAAGACCAAGGAUGAGUGCAAGGCGAACAAGAAGACGUGCGAGUGGACGAAGGACAAGUGCAAGGACAAGCCGUCCGGGUCCGGCGGCGAGGAUGAGGCCGAGGCCGAGGCCGAGGCCGUCAAAGCCCCGAAGUGCAAGAAACUCAAGACCAAGGAUGAGUGCAAGGCGAACAAGAAGACGUGCGAGUGGACGAAGGACAAGUGCAAGGACAAACCGUCCGGGUCCGGCGGCGAGGGCGAGGAUGAGGCCGAGGCCGAGGCCGAGGCCGUCAAAGCCCCGAAGUGCAAGAAACUCAAGACCAAGGAUGAGUGCAAGGCGAACAAGAAGACGUGCGAGUGGACGAAGGACAAGUGCAAGGACAAAGACGUGGCGCUCGUCGGGACGGGCAUGGGCGUCGCGCACGUGCUGUCGCCGGACCACCUGAGCGCGCUGGCGACGCUGAGCGCGAACGGCGGGGCCGGCGCCUUCCGCCUGGGCGUGCGCUGGGGCGUGGGCCACUCCACGGGCAUGCUCGGCAUGGCCUGCGCGCUGCUCGCCGUGACCUGGGGCGGCGAGCGCGCCGCGGCCGACCGCGGCGGCGGCGGCGCGGCCGACGCGCUCGCGCGCGACCUCUCGAUGUACUGCAACGCGCUCGUCGGCGCGACCAUGGUCGCCAUCGGCGCGCACGGCGCCCUCCGCGCGCGCGCGCGGCGCAAGCGCGCGGACGACGGCGGCGGCGGCGACGACGCGGACCCGCUCCUCGAGGGCGGCGCGCGCGACCGCGACGACGACGACGACGACCGCAAGCGCCACCACCACCACCACCACCACCACGGCUGCGAGGGCGGCGACCGCGGCGCGCUCGCGCUCUGCGUCGGCGUCGUCCACGGCCUCACGCACGUCGUCUGGGUGCUGCCCGUGCUCGAGCUGCCGACGGCGGCGGCGGCCGCGGCGUACCUCGGCGCGUUCUCGGUCACGUCGACGGUCGUCAUGGGCGGCUUCGCCGCGGCUUGGGGCGGCGCGACGCGGCGCUACGCGGCGUCGUCCGCGGAGCUGACCUUCAGACUGGCCGCGGCGUCGAGCGGGUUGUCCGUCGCCGUCGGGCUCCUUUGGCUCGGGCUCCUCGCAACGGGCGGCCUCGACGGCGCCGUCCUCGGCCACGACCACGGCCACGGCGCCCGCGGCCACGGGUGA
Aureococcus anophagefferens is the source of this 9795-nucleotide messenger RNA. RefSeq lists its product as hypothetical. The transcript has 4 exons. The record is from RefSeq and is a predicted model, not a curated record. The coding region runs from base 1 to 9795 and encodes 3264 amino acids. NCBI's taxonomy places the organism in Eukaryota, Pelagophyceae, Pelagomonadales, Pelagomonadaceae.